Molecule: messenger RNA, 8693 nt
Organism: Salvelinus namaycush (lake trout)
Lineage: Eukaryota; Metazoa; Chordata; Actinopteri; Salmoniformes; Salmonidae
Product: serine/threonine-protein kinase TAO1-like
Exons: 20
Coding region: 599-3685 (1028 amino acids)
Biological process (GO): execution phase of apoptosis; protein phosphorylation
Molecular function (GO): protein kinase activity; ATP binding
Source: RefSeq, a predicted model, not a curated record
ACUGGCUGAAUUGGAAGAGGACGGGAGAGACUCCCAACAUAAACACAGUGAAAUAUUGAACAUAUUUCUACUCUCACUCAAAGAAAAGGCCUCUCCACUCUUCCGACGGUAUCAAGGGUGCGGUCGCUUUCAGUUUGGCUGUUUUCGUGGUGUUCCCUGAGCUUCCCUCACAUUUCCCCGCCGUAUUUUUCACGGAGGGAGGUGGUGGAACGCACGGCCGCCAUCUUUGGGAUCUGCUUGUAGUACGGGAAUCGAGAAUCUGGGCCUCAGUUAGUCCAAGGGUGGAGAUUUUAGACAACUCUACACAGCCAAUCUAAAGCAACAAAUCGGUUGACAACUUUGAAAAACAUCAGAAAUCAGUGCAAGGAAAAUAUAAUACAGGAAAAACCAAAUCCAGUACUCUUCCUGUCCAAAAUUGGUUGAACCACACGACAUUAUCUGCUCCGCUCAAACCAUCCAGGCCUGUCGGAAGGGUGUGUACACAUAUGAGGCCGCUGUCCUGCAGAUGAGCCGUCGGUGGGGGCUGUCGCGUCGCUGUCGCAUAUCCAGAUAAUCCCUGGCCGCGGCGGUGGCAGCACUGGCACGUCCCCCCCUUAGCAUGCCCAACACCAGUCGGGCGGGGAGCCUGAAGGACCCCGACGUUGCUGAGCUCUUCUUCAAGGAGGACCCUGAGAAACUGUUCUCAGACCUGCGAGAGAUUGGACAUGGCAGCUUCGGUGCCGUCUAUUUUGCACGAGAUGUGCGGACCACUGAGGUGGUGGCCAUCAAGAAGAUGUCUUACAGUGGAAAACAAUCCAACGAGAAAUGGCAAGACAUAAUCAAGGAGGUGAAGUUUCUGCAGAGAAUACAGCACCCAAACAGCAUAGAGUAUAAAGGAUGCUAUCUGCGAGAGCACACUGCCUGGCUGGUGAUGGAGUACUGUCUAGGCUCUGCCUCCGAUGUCCUGGAAGUUCACAAGAAACCCCUACAAGAAAUGGAAAUAGCAGCGAUUACCCACGGUGCUCUACAGGGGCUAGCUUACCUUCAUUCCCACAACAUGAUUCACCGAGAUAUCAAGGCAGGGAACGUCUUGCUGACAGAGCCUGGCCAGGUGAAACUUGCAGAUUUUGGUUCUGCCUCCAUUGUCUCACCAGCCAACUCUUUUGUGGGGACGCCAUAUUGGAUGGCCCCAGAGGUAAUCCUGGCUAUGGACGAAGGUCAGUACGAUGGGAAGAUCGACAUCUGGUCUCUGGGAAUAACCUGCAUUGAAUUAGCUGAGAGAAAACCUCCACUGUUCAAUAUGAAUGCGAUGAGUGCCUUAUAUCACAUAGCGCAGAAUGAAAGCCCCACACUGCAGUCAAGUGAAUGGACGGAUUACUUCCGAAACUUUGUAGAUUCUUGCCUUCAGAAAUUCCCCCAAGACAGGCCCAACUCGGAGGUACUGUUAAAGCAUGCGUUUGUGCAGCGGGAGCGGCCCGACUCUGUCCUGAUGGACCUGAUCCUGAGGACCAAGGUUGCGGUGCGGGAGCUGGACAACCUGCAGUACCGCAAGAUGAAGAAGAUCCUCUUCCAGGAGGCUCACAACGGCCCUGCAGCCGAGGCACAGGACGGAGAUGAGGAGGAACCGGAGCAGAGUGGCAGGACAGGCACAGUGAGCAGCGUUGGCAGUAACCAGUCUAUCCCCAGUAUGUCGAUCAGCGCCAGCUCCCAGAGCAGCUCUGUCAACAGCCUGACCGACGCCGGAGAUGACAAGAGCGAACUGGACAUGAUGGAGGGAGACCACACAGUCAUGUCCAACAGCUCCGUCAUUCACCUCAAACCGGAGGAGGAGACGACUUAUCGUGAAGAGUCGGAACCUAACAGCCGGCCGCUCACUGAGCCCCAGUCUCCCCCUGCACACACUCCACGGCCAAAACACCACCGCAACCGCGAGCACUUUGCCACAAUACGCACAGCCUCCCUGGUGACCCGUCAGAUGAAGGAGCACGAGCAGGACAGUGAGCUGAGAGAGCAGAUGUCAGGCUAUAAGAGGAUGAGGAGGCAGCACCAGAAGCAGCUGAUGGCCCUGGAGAACAAGGUGAAGGCUGAGAUGGACGAACACCGGCUCCGUCUGGACAAAGAGCUGGAGAACCAGAGGAACAGCUUUGCCCAGGAGAUGGAGAAACUCAUUAAGAAGCACCAGGCCGCCAUGGAGAAAGAUGCAAAGACCUUUACUAAUGAUGAGAAGAAGUUCCAGCAGCAUAUCCAGAGCCAGCAGAAGAAAGAGCUCAACAGCUUCCUAGAAUCCCAGAAACGAGAGUACAAACUCCGCAAGGAGCAGCUCAAAGAGGAGUUGAAUGAGAACCAGUCGACCCCUAAGAAGGAGAAGCAAGAGUGGCUGUCCAAGCAGAAGGAGAACUUCCAGCACUUCCAGGCUGAGGAGGAGGCCAACCUGCUGAGGAAACAGAGACACUACCUGGAGCUGGAGUGUCGACGCUUCAAGAGGAGGAUCCUCAUCGCGCGCCACAACGUGGAGCAGGACCUAGUGAGAGAGGAGCUGAAUAAGCGUCAGACGCAGAAGGACCUGGAGCAUGCCAUGCUGCUGCGGCACCAUGAGUCCAUGCAGGAGCUGGAGUUCCGCCAGGUCAACACCAUCCAGAAGAUGAGGGCUGAGCUGAUCCGCCUGCAGCACCAGACAGAACUCACCAACCAGCAGGAGUACAACAAGAGGAGGGAGAGAGAGCUCCGACGCAAACACGUCAUGGAGGUCCGACAGCAGCCCAAGAGCCUCAAGUCCAAAGAGCUCCAGAUUAAGAAACAGUUCCAAGACACAUGUAAGAUCCAGACCAGACAGUACAAGGCCUUGAGAAACCACCUACUGGAGAGCACACCAAAGUCUGACCACAAGGCUGUCCUGAAGCGUCUAAAGGAGGAGCAGACCCGCAAGCUGGCCAUCCUUGCUGAGCAGUACGACCACUCUAUCAACGAGAUGCUCUCCACACAGGCUCUGCGUCUGGAUGAGGCUCAGGAGGCUCAGUGCCAGGUGCUGAGGAUGCAGCUGCAGCAGGAGCUGGAGCUACUCAACGCCUACCAGAGCAAGAUCAAGAUGCAGACGGACGCCCAGCACGACCGUGAGAGGAAGGACCUGGAGCAGAGAGUGUCCCUCCGGAGGGCCCUACUGGAGCAGAAGAUUGAGGAGGAGAUGCUGGCUCUUCAGAACGAGCGUUCGGAGAGGAUCCGUAGCCUGCUGGAGCGCCAGGCCAGGGAGAUCGAAGCGUUCGACUCAGAGAGCAUGCGUCUAGGCUUCAACAACAUGGUACUGUCCAACCUCUCCCCAGAGGCCUUUAGCCACAGCUUCCCCGGGGCCCCAGGCAGUUGGGCCCACCCCCAGACACAGCACCACUCUGGGGGCUCCUCUCAAGGGCUACACUGGGGCAGUGGAGGGUCAGGGCACCAAGGCAGCCAUCACCAACACCACUACCACUCUGGUCAGGGAGGGUCCCCCAUGCAGCAAGCCUGGGGCCAAGGCAUGCAGGGAAGCGGGUGUCCUCAGCCGUGGGGCCACCCCUCGGCAGGGCCCCUGGCGGCCAGAGGCAGUGGAGGAGUGCAGAACAGCCCCCAGGCACUGAGCAGGACAGCCUCAGGGGGGCGCAGUGAGCAGGCCAUGAGCAGGAGCACCAGUGUCAACUCUCAGAUAUCCAAUGGGUCGCACCUGUCCUACACAUAGACUCCCAGCCCAGCACCAGAGUCAGAGUAGGGCGCUGUAGAGUGGGACAGCAUGGCCUGAGCUCUACUACAACUCCACCUCUACUUCCCCUCUCUCCUAUCCCUCGUUCCUCUCCUGUCCUGUGUACAGAUGUGGAUGCGUGCGGAAAUAAAUGUUGCUCAGGUCAAAAUGGCUGAAACAGGCACAGCCCCUCUACACAGCAGUUUAUUAGCACACAUACAGAUCAGUUCUUCUGUUUCUAUUGAAACCAUUCAGUGUCAACACUUAAUACUUCCUCCAUUCUUUAUUUUACACUUCUCUCUUUUAUAAAUAAUUUUCAUGUACAUAUAUGUGCCACUGCCCCCCUUCCACCACUGAGACCACUGUCAAAAAGCCUUUUGACAUCUGCUAACUGCUUUUAUUUCUUUUUAUUUGUAUGUAGUGUCUAUCAAUCACAGCAAGCUAAUGAAAGCCCAUGAAAUUCCCCUGCUCCAAAUUUGAUAAUACAUUGGCCCAUCUAUCCAGUUAUUUGAUUUAUUUUAAUUUUAUUCUCCUUAUGCCAGCCUGUUUUUAUGGUUAUUUUAAAUAGCUGAGAUUGUUUCUCUUUCCAAAUCAGAAGAAUGUUUUGCAUUCUAAAAGAUUUUAACAGGGAGAGAUUUAAAGAACUGCUCAGAUACCGUAUAGAGCUCCUUGAUAAUACCUGAAACAAAUUCAAGUUUGUUUGAAAUGAUCAUUUAGCUUGGUUUGAAAUUAUCAUUUAGGUUUGAGGAUGUGAGGGACACUGGGACACAAUGUUGUUGGCUUGUAUUAUGGCCAGCUUCCAUAAAACUAGCUUUUGUUGUUGUAGCCAAACCUACUUUAAGCCAGGCAGUUGUUAUUAAACAUCUCACAAACUUAGUUACUAUCAACCCCUGUUGCAGGAAUGUGGUGAAAUUUUGUGGAUAGGAUUUUUUUUUAGUUUUCACAUACAAGGAUCUAAGGAUUUUGUAGAAUUAGUUGAAUUAUGUUGAACUGUUCUCAUUUGUCUGGUUCUUUUAUUAAGAAAGAAAAUAUUUUGGGGGGAAUUGCAGCUGGUAAGAGCAAGAUAUAGAGCAGGAUAUGUUUUUUUUAGCAGAUGUUAUAUCAUUGAGGUAGGAUUUUUGUUGUGAAAUUCAGUUACACUUGCCGUUUGAAAGCUCAGUGUUUACAUUUAAUAUAUUGGAGAAGCAGUAACAGACAGUGAACCUUUUUAUAUCAAUGAGCAUUUUGCCAGCAUUUAGUGAUCUGCAUUUUAUUUUACACCUCCCUGUGGGAGUUUAAGCUGCUAAUCCAUCCAUUUGCCAAUAAGAACACUAAAGCAGAAUAUGAAUGUUUUUAGAUGCUAUUUGUUUUAUUUGUCUGUUUCGGAUGCAAAGCUAGGGGCCAGGCUGACCAUAGCUUCAACUAUGGCCAUAUUCAACUCAGUUCUGUACUACUGUACUGUGUGAUGCCGGCCACUAGGCUGCUGUCUUCACUUAUUGUCAACCGUUCCUUAGGCCAUAAUAGCCCACCUACAGUAGAUCCACAUCUUCACUGUUUAGGGUUUCCAAGUGGGUGGGUGUCUCUCAUAGCAUUACUACAUCAGUCAAAACCAGAGGGACAUGGCAGAGCCAUAAUAAACUAUAGGCUUAGCUAACAGCUAAAAGUGUAUAUGUAUGUUAAUACUCAGUAAGAUGGUGCCUUUCUAUGCCCUGAUACUGAUCAUUCAUUCUCAGUGUAAAACUUGCAUAUUUUGGGAAUGUUUUAGUUCAGCUCAGAUUGAUUAAAUUGAUACACUUCAAACUAGUUUCCAUUUAGUUUGUACAUUGGCAUCGUUCAAUGAAAAUGAUGUACCUCAGGAUGAGAGGAUCCCAACAUCUGUCCUCAUGUACCUCUGAAAAUGAUGUCCAUAUCAGGAGUUUUGUGAAGUGAUCAGUUGAACAUAAGUUCUGAAGGUGAUAAUAUCAUGCAUACAGGUACUUGAGGGCUGGUUCUGGGUGUCUCUGCUGUGCGGAGGAUGACAGAUUGUGAGUUUCACCUUAGUUGGCUGAAUGACCGAGAAGGAGGAUCAGUAUAAUUCAUGCUGGACUACAUGAUUGUCAGAUACAAGAGCAAAGACUCUGUAAUGCCUUUAAGAACCCUGACAUUUAUCAGUUGAUUUUAUUUAGUGCCUUUAAAUACUGCUGCCUUGUCAAAGCACUUUAUACAGUAUAAAAAAUGUAUACAGUAAAACAGAUGGUAGUUUGGCUUUGUUUUAAGCACAGCAACCCGAGGGAUGCAUAUAGUGUGUUGGUAUUAUGUGGUUGAAGUGAGGAAGUUGAAAAGUCUAGCUAAUAGUUGACCUUAAAGUCCGAUACGGAGUCAGGAUUUGAAUGCCUGGGGUUAAUUACAAGUGAGUUACCAGUAUGUAGACACAUUUCUAUGGCUCUGUGGAGGAUUCAUGUUGGACAAGAACAAACCAGAUUAUGGAGUAUGGUGACGGGGUUAGUUAAAGGACUUCUAUUGUAUGCUUGGUUGAAAAAUACCUUCCGCACAAAAUGUCCAGGCCAGGUAUAACAUGAAAGCAGUGGGCACAGUAGAGCAGAGCUUCCAUAAGUAGAAAAAAAGUCAUAUGGUUUCAGAAUGUGUUUGAAAGGGAAAGAUGUCAUCUCUAUGUGAAGGCUCUUUUUGACCAUAACAGCAGGCUUGGCAAGGAGUACAUGUUUGUGGGAGCUGUUACUGGUGUUCAGCAUGUAAAUAUAACACUCACACUAAAUUAACAUCCUACACUUAUGUUGGUGAGUGGUUAAAAAGGGGUUAAAGCUGGAAUCCUUAAUGGUGACACUGCCAUGUCCAUUUGGGAUAUUAUAACAACAAAGAAGUUACUGCAAAAAAACAACCCCCCCCCCCUGCUCGACACGCCUCUCAUUAGUUUUGUCCACAAAACAGUAACAAAGGUGCUGGGGCGGGCAGUGACACAGUUUCCCCUAAUGCAGAUUCCAUCUUUAAAGGUGGCAAAGCACUUACGUAGUUAUUUACUUGGACACCCACAGUGGGUUCUAUCCAUGAACAUGUUCUCCACUUUUUGGUAUUUUCCCCAGGGGUGAGUUUAUGCCAUUUUGGUUCCCCUCUUUUCUCAACUUGCAUUCCCUCACACACCAAGUCUGCAUUUAUUAUGAGGGUAACCAUCUCCAUCUGGAAAUCUAAAACACUUUAAAAACAUAUAUAUUGGAAAGGCCACGAGGCUUAAAAAGACCUAGAGAUGCAGAUAUCUUAGGAAAUGUAUCCUCUUUUCAUUGAAGUGGGUGAAAUGUUCAUAUUGUGUGUAUAUAUACAAUUUAAGAGAUAAUUUUUUUUUUUUACUAAACUUGCAUUGUGAAAAAGAAAAUAACAAAUAAUCUCUAAGACUAACAUUAUUUAACUUGACAGACACUAACCAAAUAUUAAACAACGUUGAGAUUGGUAUGAGGGUCUGUAAAAGUAACUGAUGAAAAGUGAGCUUGGUUGUGUGUACACUGACUCUUACUGCUUCCUGUGCAUGCAUAGCCUACACUGUCAUUUUCCUUUACUGUCACACACUUUGUUAGUCAUUGCCCCCCUCAUGAAGCCUUCCAUUGCAGUGAGUCUGUACCUCUGGUAUGUUUUCUCCUAUUCCACCCUCUACAUUCACAUCCACCAGAACAGUAACUAUUCUGUUUGUUCUUGUUGAAUGUGAUCCUGCAAUUGUGCAGCAAAAACGUGUUUGAUUUCAGGGGCACAAAGAUGCUGGGAAGAUUUGUUUAUUUUUUGAGACGUAGGAGAAGUUUGUUUUAAAUGGUUGCAGACUAAUCCCCCAUUACAAUUCUCCCAUAUCUGCCUCUGGAUCAUACCCAACUGUCCUUUCCAAAAAGCAAGCAUGGGUCUCAUUGUGUUACAGUACAUAGGGCUGUGAGUGUGUCCCAAUACUCUCCAAAACCUUCCACCUCUUGUUUCCUUUCAUUUGUAACCACAGAGGUCAAAAGAUUCAAUAGGUUAAUUUACCAGUAUAAUGCUUAUACCCACCAAGUAUUUUAUGAAUAGUGGCCAGGGGAGAAAAAGGAGCGGUAUUUCUGAUUAUUGGGACCUAGCCCUUGUUCAGGUCAAUAGCUUUUUCGGGCCAAUGGUUCAUGUCAGGCCAAUGAAAGGUCCUUGCUAUCUGUGAUCCUUGGGAUGUUCCUACCCCAUUGAAGUUGAUAUUUGAAAAUGGUUAAGGUAAAAGUUUGGGUAGGGAUGUCCCAAGGAUCCCGGAAAGCACUAAAUGCCAAUGAAACCUCAUCUCAUACGUGAUCGAUUGCCAACCCGUCACACCAUUUUGUUAAUCAUUCCCCCCCCCCCAAAAAAAAUUGUGAGACUACUUAGAUAUUUUUAUUCAUAUUUGUUUUAAUAAUUUACAAGGCUUCUCCACCAACCUGAAUAAUGUUUUUAAUUAUCAUUUAACAUUGAUGUUUUCAACUUUUGUCCUACUGACUGAAAGUAUGGGAUACUGAGUGAGAAACAAGCUAAAGAAAAAUGGAGGUCCUCCAUCUGGUCAAACACUGUGCCAUACCAGAGCUGCCAAGCCCAAACACCACUGCAUUGUUUCAUCUCAAGAGUUACCUAACAUUACCCUUGGCUUGGGCUGAUGGCAUGAAAUGUUUAGAAAUCGCAUGAUAUGAGCCGUUCUGGUCAGAUGGCCAAUGUAGAGGCUUGAAAAGAUGGUGACAGGCUACUUGUGAAAACAGAGGGUCCAUUUCUAUGAGGAUGUCAGUAUUCUUCCUUGGCACAGCAUUACCACUACAACUCUUAUAUAACCUGUAUUAAAAUGUAUAGAUUGUGAAACCUGUUAUUGAAUGUCUGAAAGAUUAUGAAGAUUAUACAUACAUUUUCACCAACAAAAAAUAAAAAAAAGUGAGUGGAAAUGUGUAAAAAGAUUCAUAAAACAGAAGAAUAAAAACUAGGAUCAAAUGUACUAUUUUGUUUGUAUUAUAAUUACUAUUGUGCUGGCAGAGGAAUAUUGAACAGAAAUCAGCUGUAAUAAAGUAAUUUUAGUAUAUAA